UUAUGCCCUAACACGUCCUAUGUGAGAGCAGCCUUAGAACCGGAAACAGAAGUCAAUGUUACCAUAGAAAAAUAGAUGCAUUUGAGCGUCGCUUUUGAUUUUGACAUUUUAUCGCGUCUCAACAGCUGUUUUCCAGCCGCCUCAUGAAAUACGUUUUAUCAGUUACUCUACACGUGCUAACUCAUUAAAAAAGGUUAUUGCUACUGUUAUUAGGGAUAGUGAAUUGUUAUAAAAAUGGAAGAAGAUGGUGCAGUUCAAGCACCCGUUACAAGAUUAAGACGAAGACUAUCAGUGGAACAAACUGAGGAUGUAAAUUCACCAGGGCCGGCUACACCUACAAAAAAAAGAGGUGCCAGAUUAGCAGCAAAACCACAGUUGGAACUUAUUGAUGAAAAUUCUGGCAGUACUUCAAAAAGACCAACAAAAAAGUCUGCUGUCAAGGAAUUAGUAGAGGUUCCAGAUGAAAAGCCACUAACGCCAUCUAGACGCAGCACUAGGAUCAAGUCUAACACAAGUAUUGUAUCUGAAAACACUCAAAGCUAUGAAUCACCAAGGGCCAAAAGAGCUGCCAGAAGAUUAUCGCAAGUUGGUAGUGAUAAUGAAUCUACAGUUACACCUGUCAGACAAACCAGAAGAAUUCGAAAAGAUUCUACAUCCAGUAAUGAUAAAUUAGAGGCAACAUUGUCUUCAAAACCAGCAAAUAUAACGGUGCUUAUAAUUGAAGAAGAGUCAAAUACUCAAAGUUCCAAAGUAUCUACAACAACAAAUGACAUAAGUGACAAUCAGCCAUUAAGAAAAAGUCCACGAUUAAAAGAAAAGCUAAAAAAGAAAGAACAGGGAAGUAAAGAUAACUCUACAGAAAACCUUAAUUCAACCAGUAACAAUACUUUAAAUGAUCUGAACAUUGUAAAUGACUCUAAGGCAUCUCAAAAUGACAAAGAAAAUACCAACACAGAAAAAAAUGCUGAGAAAUUAUCUGAUAGUAGUCUAAAUUUAAUAAAGGAACUAGAUAACGAACAAAAACGAGAAGUUUGCCAUUAUACAAAUAAAAGUAUGACUGCCUUGGAAACCCCAAAUAGUUUCAAAACCCACAGGCAAAGAACGAAAUCUCUGACAGCUAUAUCAAAGUCCGAAAUAAAUGACAGUGCAUUCUUUAGUGACAAUGAAAAGACUAAAAAAAAAGUGAAGAAGAACAAAAGCCCUACUGAUUUGAACUUGAGUGAACAACACUUUGCAUCUGGUGAUAACAGGGAAACAAAACAAAUGGUUCACCAACUACGUAUGGUAUAUAAAGAUAUUAUGAAAGAUAAAUUACACAAAUCAGACUUUGAAAUUGUGCCUUCUGAAAUUAAUGGUGAACCAAUAUUUGAAGUCACAACUAAUUUGUCUUUAAAAUCAAUCUCGAAAGAUGUACUCGACAUCAACGCUCUGCAAGGAAGUAAAGAGAAAAAUCUAAUUAUGAAUAUUGAGGAGGAGGAUCCUCCAUCAAACGAAAUGUUUUCGAAAAAUCCAUCAUGCACUAGUUUAGGGUCUACUGUGUUAUUAGAAGAAUCAGACACGGGAACUAAUUCCCAAGUCAUUAGUAAAACUUUUAAUUCUGAAGAUCAGUGUGUUCCUGUUGUAGAAUCAAUAGAAAACUGUGAAAAUUCUGACAAUACGAAAAGAUUAAAUACAUCAGUUAACAAAAUGACAGAAGAAGCAGAAGCAGAAACCCAAAAUUCCUUAGGCUUAAAUAAAAAAGAACAUGUCAGUGUUGAACCUAUGGAUAUCGACGUGACUGUUCCAAAUAAUACAUUGAUAUCUGAAAAUUCACAACUAAAUAUAUCAUCUGGAUCUCCCAGUAGGAAUUCUGAUUAUCAAGCUGAAGAUCUCAAUAAAAUGUCCAGUAAUUUAUCCCAAAAAUCAACACCUUCACAUUCUAUAGAAAAUCGGAAAAAAUCAGAAAGUGAAAAUAAAAGUACUUUAAUAAUUUCACAGUUAAAAGAUUUAUCAUCAACAGAAAACAGUUUAUCUAAAUCCCCUCGUUCACACCAAGAACUUUUAUCUAAAUCGACACCUGUAAUAACGAAUGAUAAUGCGGUAGACAAAACAAAUCUUUCUCUUGACUAUUCUACAAGCACCCCCCUACAACAAAAGUUUUUAAAUAAAAUAGGUAUGCAAAUCAACACUUCUCUUAUUGAGGUUUACAAAAAUGAAAUUAUGAAAUCAAAUAACAGUAAGAAAAAUAUAUCGAAAUCGACAGAAAUUGACUCUUCGUAUGAAGAAGAAUCUGAGACUGAAAAUUCUUCAAGAACUAAAAGCUUACUAGACGUGGAAGCUGACGUUGCUAGUGAUGAUUAUGAAUCUGGAGACAGUCAAGACGAAGAAGAAAGACAAUAUGAAGCAGAAAAUGAAAUUUUGGAAAAGGGGGAAACUUUAGAUUCUGAAAAUGAUUUUUCUAAUGAUACAGACUAUGAAAAAGAUUCAUUUGUAGUUAGUGCCAAUGAAGAGGAUUUAGAUUUGUUAAGUGGCUCUGGAGAUGACCUUGCCAUGAGUGACAAUGAACUGACAAUGAGUAAAAAGUCGAAAAAAAAGUAUGAUGACCGCAAAAUAAAAGAACAGAAAAAAGCUUCAAAGGAAAUGUACGAAGCUCGCCACAAGUUAGAUAGAAAGAAAUCAAAAACUAAACAAUUUCAGAUAAAUUCUUCAGAUGAUUCUGAAGAUGAAGAAGCACCGAAAAAACAAUAUAAACAUCGAAGAAUAAAUUCUUCUGGAGAUGAUAGGCUCGAUAAAUCUAUUGCAAAUGAAUCAUCAAUUAAAAAGAAGACAAAAAAAAGAGUUCUUUCAGAAUCUGAAUGUAAUGACAGCAUAAGUAAAGAACAAGAAAUAACGGUUUUUAAUAAUAGUGUUGUAGGGGAUGACCCCUUAUCAGGAAAUUUGAAACAAGAGCCUAAAACUCCUCUUAAAGACUUCAAUUUAUCGACAGUCCAAAUCAUUGACAAAAUUGAAGAAACAGAAGUUCAAAACAAUGUAUCAUUUUCGAAAACUAACCAAACAUCAGAUCCGUUAUACGUUUCAAUGGCAGAUGAACAAUCUUCAUCUUUGAGUGAAAACUCUGAAAUUAUUAAUAACUAUGACUCCGUGCUUAAGCAACUUAAUAAUGAUGAUACAAAAUCCGAGACAGUGAAAUCUCUUCACACUUCAAUUAAUAUUGACCAGAAAAGUAAAAAAAAUAAGACACCGAUUUUGGAUGAGUUAAAUCUGACACAUACCAAAAAAUCCAAAAGAUCUAAAAAUAUUGACAUAGAUGUUGUUGAUACGUCACAAACCAAGUUAGAAAAGACUAAUAAAAAUCAAAGUCAAUUAAUAUCUAAUGAGGAAAGUUCUUCAGACGCAAUUGAUUUGCAUCUACUAUUUUCUGAAGAUAGUAAUGAUUGUGACACAGAUAAAGCGCAAACACAUAUUGAAAUAAAAAAGGAUUCUGUCGAUAAUUUCAUACCACUAAAAAGAACGCCUGGCAAAACUAACAUCACGUACGAGCAAGAUAAUGAGGAAUCCACAAACAGUGAAAUUAAGUUUAUCAUAGACACAGAGGGUUCAAAACAAUCAUUAGAUGACUCCUAUAAUAACACAUCGUCAAACAGUACAACAAAAAAGAAGAAGAAAAAGUCACUAAACAUUUCAAAUUCACAAGAAUUGUUGACAAAUGAUGCUGUCGAUACUUCAUCUUCUGCAAGUACUAAGAAAAAGAAAAAACACUUUUUAACACAUGAAAACUCAAUAGAUGUAACUGCAGCGGAAACGUCUCUCGGUAGUCAUGGCAAAAAGAAGAAAAACCUUUCUGAAUCACAGCUUGAAAAAUCAGAACCAAACCCCGCAACCAUAUCCCCCGCUAUUCGUGACAGUGUUAAAAAGAAGAAAAAACAUUCCGAAUCGCAGCUUGAACAUUCAGAUGCUGUCGAUACUUCAUCUUCUUCAAGUACUAAGAAAAACAAAAAACAUUCGUUGACACAUGAAAACCCAAUAGAUGUUACUGCAGCGGAGAUGUCUCCCGGUAGUCAUGGCAAAAAGAAGAAAAACCUUUCUGAAUCACAGCUUAAAGAAACAGAACCAAACGCCGCAACCAUAUGCCCCGCUAUUCGUGACAGUGUUAAAAAGAAGAAAAAACAUUCCGAAUCGCAGCUUGAACAUUCAGAUGCUCUCGAUACUUCAUCUUCUUCAAGUACUAAGAAAAAGAAAAAACAUUCGUUGACACAUGAAAACCCAAUAGAUGUUACUGCAGCGGAGACGUCUCCCGGUAGUCAUGGCAAAAAGAAGAAAAACAUUUCUGAAUCACAGCUUGAAGAAACAGAACCAAACGCCGCAACCAUAUCCCCCGGUAUUUGUGACAGUGUUAAAAAGAAGAAAAAACAUUCCGAAUCGCAGCUUGAACAUUCAGAUGCUCUCGAUACUUCAUCUUCUUCAAGUACUAAGAAAAAGAAAAAACAUUCCUUGACACAUGAAAACCCAAUAGAUGUUACUGCAGCGGAGACGUCUCUUGGUAGUCAUGGCAAAAAGAAGAAAAACCUUUCUGAAUCACAGCUUGAAGAAACAGAUUUUCAAGUCUACUCAAACUUGGACCAGAUUACAAAAUAUCCCAAGAAACAAAAACAGCAGAAAACUCUAAACUUGUCGUCACAAACUUCUGCUGAUGAGAUACCCAUGGAAGUUAUAUCAAAUACAAAAAAAAGGAAGAGGAAGUCUUCAUCAAAUAACGAUGGCGAAAAUAUUAUAAACAGAGAGAGUGGAGAAAUUGCAGUUGUUUCGGAAACGUUGGAUGUUUCGUUAUCUGCUGGCAGAGAGAAGAAAAAAAGAAAAAUAUCCCAAACCAAAGAGUGUGAUGAAAUAGCGGUUGUACCGGAAACGUUAGAUGCUUCAUUAUCUGCUGGAAGAGAGAAGAAAAAAAGAAAAACAUCCCAAAAUGAUACAACUGGGCAAUCUAAUGAUAAAGCAGACUUCAUUUGCGAACAGAAUAAAAAGCCAGGUGACAAUAACAAGCAAGGUAGUCUGGACGCGCCAUCUAAUAAGGAAGGAGGACAUGGAAAGAAAAAUAAAAAAAGGAAACGACAUGACGACGAUAAUAAUAGCAAAGCCGCAAAGAAAUUGAAAGAAAAAUCCUUUGAUACAGUCCAUGUACCCAGGCUUCCUCCUUCCAUUCUCAGUCAGUUGGAUGAUAAACCGAAUAAAACAAUUCUGGAUUUGAAAAAGUCGAAAGUGAUUUCAACAACAUCAUUUGUUGUAGAAACCAAGACACGUAAAAAUAAGCCGUCGGUUUAUUUAGAAGAGAGUGUGUAUUUGAAUGAUUCAAAUUCUGAAAAGAAGCCGAAAAAGUCGCUUAAGAAGCCGAAAGUUUUACCAUUUGUGCCAACAGCUGCAACUUCUGAGUGUGGUUUUACCACAAAGUUUCAAAUUAAUGUCAUACCACAGGAAGUACACUUCGUAGCCAAAAGCACGAAUGUACCAAAUUUUAGAAAUGACUAUCUCUAUGGUAACAAGAUUAAACGACUGGGCACUUACGAAAUGUAUAAAAAACGUAGGACAGCUAAAUUAUCAAAAUUCUAGUGCAACAUUUUUAUACUGUUUACAAUAAACACACAAUGUUAUUGCGUCAACUUAAAUAGAGUUGUUACAGACUGAAUUCAUGUAAGUAUGUAGUAAGAGAAUCAAUGUAAAAUAUCUUUUUUAUUGGCUGUUUUUCAGUUUUGAUAAAUUUAUUAACCGACUUUUAAAAAGGAGGAGGUUCUUAAAUUCGUCUGGUUAUUUUUUGUUAGAUUUAGAUCUAAGUAUCGAGUUCAAGCUAGAAUUAGUUCUAGCUUGAACUCGAUACUUGUCAACAAUAUCUCCACUUAACUAAAGAGCAUGUUAAGUUUAUACUGCUAUAAAAAAAAUAGAAAAUUCAUGUUAGAAUCAGCCCCAGUGCUUGAUUUUUCUAUCAUAAAUAUUGACUCUGCUUAUUUCUUUUAUGUACUUUAAUCUACUCACUUUGUAAGUUACCUUUAAGUAAAUUUUUGUUCACCGGAUAAUGUAGAAAAAAAGAACGAAAGUUUUAGUUUUUCCAGGAUACAGUGCUUUAAAUAAAUAAAGUGUCGAUGUUAAUGUUUCCUGAUAUGUUAUAACUAUGUAAGAUAUGUGAAGUUUGUUAUGUUUUCUUCUUAUUUGUUGUAUUUAUUUUGCAGUUGAAUGUACGUAGACACUAAGUAUUUGUUUAUUUUCAUGGCGUUAAUUGAUACUCGAGCUUGUGAUGCCGGCACUUCACAUGGCUAUUCGUGUUUGCUAUUUGUCAUUUUGACAGAGGUUUGUCCAUAUCAUACUCUAUAAGGACUAAAAAGACUGUUGUCCAGUUUACAAAUAAAAAUUACUAAUAGUAACGGGGAACCGCCAGCAUGAAGCGUAAAAAUUGUUUUAAGUCUAUAUCUUAUAACUUGUGUGUGAUGUAAUUUAUUUAUUAAGGUGUCAGCAAGGGAAAUCAUCGAUAUUCAUGACCGACGUACAAAACAUAUUCUUUUUAUAAUUUUAUUUCAGUUGCAAUAAUUAUAUAAAAACUGUCACAAAAAAAGGCAUGUUUUUGCCCAUCUCUGGGGGCCAAUCGCCUAACGGAAAUGCUUUGGAAAACAAUAUUAAAAAAAAAUGAGCGUGAGGCGAAAACCUCAGGCGGCUAGAAAUAACAAUAUAAAAUCGUAAGCGUUAGCGUUUCCCAAAGCAUUUCCGUUAGGCGAUUCGCCCCCAGAUCUCUGUUGAAUUGUAUUUUAAUGUAUGUAAACUCUAAUGAUACAUGUUAUCAUAAUUUCGUAAUGUUAAAACACAAAAAUAUAAUGUAAUUAUUUUGUAGUAUUUAGGGUACAUGUUUGCCUGGAUUCGAACAAUGUCAAAAUGUGUUGGAUCAAGAGUUCACAUUUCCCGCCAUGUAGAUAUAAUCUUCUGUAAUUGCCACUAGAUGUCACUGCUGUAGAAAAAAAAUGGUAUUACCCCUGUGCUACUUUGUUUAGUUUAUUUGUAAUUGAUUGUCUACAUUUUUAUCAUUUAAUUUCAAUAAAAUUAUUCUUCAAUGCAAAA
Chilo suppressalis (striped riceborer) is the source of this 7071-nucleotide messenger RNA. NCBI's taxonomy places the organism in Eukaryota, Metazoa, Arthropoda, Insecta, Lepidoptera, Crambidae. The record is from the annotation of a GenBank genome assembly.